AUGAGGAGGGUGGGCAGUGUCGCUUCCUAGCUUUAUGCAGUUAGCCUCAGAUCUGAUGAUGCAGUGGGUCACCAGCAUUUAAUACCUUAUAUUAUCCGUAUUAUGCGUGCACACUGCGAAAUAGUUAACCUCAAAACUCAUCCACGUAGUUGUUUGGUCGUAGUAUACACGGAAGUAAAUUUUGGCAAUUUUUGUUUCUACUAAAGUCGGUAUUGUGCGAAAGUAGUUAUCCCUGGGCAAAUGUUUUCCCCACCAGAAGGGGCGCGAGUCUCGUGAUAGUUUUGUGUUUGCGCCCUCUGUUUGCAAAGUUGUCAGCUGUAUAGAACAUGUUUAAUCCUAAACGCCGGUAUUCCUAUGAUGCUGCUACAAAACUCAAAAUCAUAGAGUUUGCUGAAGAACAUAGCAAUUGUGCUGCAACCAGGAAGUUUGGAGUCUCUGAGAGCAACGUCCGGUUAUGGAGAAAGAAUAAAACGAGGCUCCUGAAAAUGCCAAAGAUCAAACACUCCUGCAGAGGGAAAAAAGCCUUUUAUCCAUUACUUGAGAGGGAUCUUGUACGCUGGGUGGAAAACCAGAGGAAUGAUGGGUGUACUGUGACAGGUUUGCAGAUUCAACAUCAGGCUAAGAAAAUGAUUGGAGAUGUAAAGUAUGGUAAAGCAGAAGCCUUCAAAGUGUCGAAAGGUUGGUUCCAGAGAUUCAUGAAGCGCCACUGCUUGCAUUUGAGACAGAAAACCAGCAUAUCACAAGAGCUGCCUGUUGAAUUAGAAGAUAAAAUCAAGAAUUUUCACAAGUUUGUCACACAUCUGAGGAUGAAGCAUGAUUUUCCACUCGGUCACAUUGGCAGCGUGAAUGAGAUCUCAGUGUCUUUUGAUCUGCCUGGCAAGAAAACUAUGGAGAAAGAAGAAAACAAAGAUUUUAUCGUAGAGACAACAACACAUGGAAUAAUUCACUUUACAGUGGUCCUGUGCUGCCUAGCUGAUGGAACAAAACUGGCACCAAUGGUCAUAUUCAGGAGGCAGACAGUCCCACUAAAUGAAAACUUCCCACCAGGUGUUCUGGUCUACUGCCAAACAACAGGCUGUCUAGAUGAAGCAGGAAUUCUGCUAUGGUUGCAAAUUAUAUGGGGCAACAGACCAGGGGGGAACUUUCCAGAAACUAGCAAUGCUGGUCUGUGAUCAUUUUAGACCUCAGUGGACUGAGUCUGUCAAAAAGAAGCUGGACCAGUUCAGGACCCAUCGGGCAGUAAUACCAGGUGACCUAACAAAUGUGCUGCAGCCCAUCAGUGUUCUCAGCAAGCCUUUCAAGGAGCAUGUGAACAAGUCUUGGAUUUUGUGGAUGACCUUAAACCAGGUUGAAAAUGCAUCUAGUGGAAACCUGAAGACACCGGACCUUUCUACUGUUGUUGGAUGGGUGAAGCAAGCAUGGCAGUCACUGCCAGACGGCAUGGUCAGAAGAUCAUUCCUGAGGAUAGGUAUUGACAACAGCCUUGAUGAUACCCAGGAUGAGCAAUUGUGUGAGGAGGAGCUGAAGGAGGAACUGGAAGAUGAUGAUGAGGCUACUGGUCUGUCAGACAUGGGGGAUGGGAUUGCUGGCUCCAUGGACAGUGAAGUGGUUGGAAUGGAAAAAUCCAACUUUAUACACAGUGCAAACCAAACACUAGAGGAGUAUGUGACUCAAACUGAGAUCAUAGAGUUUGAGAAUGGUAUCAAACUCAAGGUGGAGGACAUAUCUGCCUCUACCGAUACAAAAACUAAACCACAGAAGCCACAGCCUGUGCCACCACGCAGUGAUUCCUCGUUGGUAUUUCUAACGCAGAAGUUUGCAGAGAAGCUGAGUCGCACUGUUGAUGGGGUGUUGGACAUAAACCAACUCUCCCAGGAGUUCUCUGUGCAUAAGAGACGCAUAUAUGAUGUCACCAAUGUCUUGGAAGGGAUCAAACUCAUCAAAAAGAAGUCCAAAAGUCGUAUACAGUGGUUGGGCAAGAAUGUGAACAAUGGCAAAAUAAGUCAACAGAUGAUGUCUCUUAUUGAGGAGGAGAAGAUUCUGGACGAGCUGAUCCAAAGUUGUGCACAACAGAUUAGAAAGUUGUGUGAGGAUCGUCACACUCAUAGAUAUGCCUACCUAACACAUGCAGAUAUCCGAAGGAUUCAGAGUUUUAAAGAGCAGACUGUGAUAGUCAUCAAGGCUCCUGCAGAUUCAAACAUACAGGUGCCACACCCAGAAGAGAGCCUCCAGAUCUACAUCAAAAGCGUCAACGGACCCAUCGAGGUUUUCCUCUGCCCCGAUACCGUGGAAUCCUCAGACAACACAGCUGCCGACAGAGCUGAUGGCAGCCAGUUCAGUUCAACAACCUCUGAGAAUGAUUCCCUUCCUUCACCCUCCCUACCUUGCCCCCAGGAGUCUUCCACAAAAGAUGCGAACAGUAGUUGCGAAAUAAAUGGAUUCUCACACCACAGUCCGAGCUGACACAACACCCACUGCUGAGUACUGGCAGCCCUUUGCUCCCACAUUCUUUGCAACCUGCAAUAAUUACGUCCCGUCACCUUUGGCCUUGUCCCUCUACAGGACAGGACAGGAAGGAUUGUCUCUUCAGACUGGAAGGUGCCGAAAGUGUCGCAGACCUGUUGUGUGUCUGACUUGGCCACGCUGCUUACCUGAACAGACUCUUUGGGGUGAAAACUUGUUCCGGCUGAAAUAACAAUAUUCUGGAAACAUAUAUUUUGUAUUUAACUCGUUGGGAUCACUAAUCUCUAUGUGGGGACGAGCGUCAGCCACAAGUAUAACAUUGGAAAUGGAUUACGGAUGCAAUGUAGUUUUUUUGUUUUUGUCUUUUAUGGCAAAACGUUGAAAGAGUUCAACUCGGAGCCAGUUUGAGCUUUCUUAUCAAGAUAUGACCACAAUAGUAUUAAACGAUUGGUUCAAACUCUCAUUACAAAACUUUGCUGUUGCAGUCUAAAGAGAUGUGGAUCAUUUUUGUGGCUAAGUUACAUCGAAAUCUGCUGUAAACAAACAGUUGAAUAGCUUCAGUUUGAUUAAAAAGAUUAGUUCAAUCAGGCUAGUCUAAGUAAAGCAUAGAUCCAAGUGUAUUGUUGCUGUCUUAAAACAAUUCCAAUUUGAAAAACAUAACCGUGGUUCAUCUGACAUCCCCCCCCGAACCGCAAGUGAUUGUAACAGUCGCAUCAAUUCUUUCAACUCUUCCAUUUUACUUAGAAAAAUUCCAAAACCACACCACAUUCCCACUGAACACUGUUACAACACUCUCAAUUUAACAUUAAUCAGUUACUUCAGCGGAAAUCUAAUAUUUCUGCCUGGAGUUCUCCAGCCUUUACCAGAAAUACUACAGUACAACUAGCUGCUGUUUGCACCUGCAAAUAUUAUGACCCAGAUAAACGUGCCUACUCCCUUUGCACUGAUUUGUUAAAAUAAGCUUUAUGUUUUGUGUUGUUAACUAGAAACUAGUUUUUUCUUUUACCCAAAUUCAGACUCUUAUAAGGACCAAAACUCAAAUUUGCUUCAUUGUCAUUCGAUUUCCAUUUAAGUCAGAGUUAUUGCUCAAGAAUAUCAAAUAGGACAAAGACUAGUACAGCAUGUAACAAUGCUAUGGAAAUGUGUAUUUUAGUGUGCUGCAAGGUUGGGGUUAAAACUAGUUUACUUCAAAGUUUUCUCAGGGCUCAGUAGCUUUUACUAGAGAUCUAAUCUUCCAUUAUAAAAGCUAAUUCUUACACUUUUGAGCAUGACACUAACAUAGCUUUGGAGUGCAAAGUAUCGUUACAGUGUUUUUUUUUUUUUUAUAUCUAAUGUCUCAGGUAGUACUCUCCGUGUGUUAAACUGUCUGCCCUCUGGUAGUUGUAAAAAGGAGAACAGUAUUGUCUUCAGUUGACACAUUGAACCAUUGAAAGCAUCGACUUGGCCUUUUUCUGUGCUGUCACAAAAAAAAGGUGUUUUUGCCUCCCUGUUUAAGAAGCAGUUCCAAAUUGCAGAACAAUUUUAGGUGUGACAGCUCAAUACCAGUGUAGCUCUGAGGGAGCUGGCUGACAGGCUUGUCAUUUUGGGAGAAGCACAUGUGGGCUUGGUAAUAAUAGAGAUAAGAGCUACUGGUUCCAGGCUCCUGUAAUUGUUUGUUAGUGGUGGCUUACAGGGAAACCUGAAGGAAUCUAAGCACUGUUUAAUACAGUUUGAUUUAUCACACUGCCAAUACAAGUCAAGGCUCAAUAUUGAGAUAGACGUAUCAGCAAAUGGAAAGGAAAGCUCUUUGAAUGGUGUUUGAGCUUCCUAAUGUGCAGUCUGGAGAUUUGAUCGCUACUACUGGAUGUCAGCUGUUUUUACUGAUUGACAGCACCAAGAAGUUUUUAUCACAUUUUUUGUGAAAUCAGACUCAGACAAUGUUUGAUCCAAGCUGCUACACUGUUAUGUUUUCAUCCAAACACAGUUGACAGCUUCCACAAGGUUCAAAAUGUGUAACUGUUCAAAUGUUCAAGUUUUCAUGUUUUAUUUUUUGUUUUUUAAUUAUUAAAAACCACUUUAUCACAA
This is a messenger RNA of Austrofundulus limnaeus, 4527 nucleotides long. RefSeq names its product transcription factor E2F3. Gene Ontology annotation, cellular component: RNA polymerase II transcription regulator complex. Gene Ontology annotation, molecular function: DNA-binding transcription factor activity, RNA polymerase II-specific; protein dimerization activity; RNA polymerase II cis-regulatory region sequence-specific DNA binding. The coding region runs from base 1084 to 2463 and encodes 459 amino acids. Gene Ontology annotation, biological process: regulation of transcription by RNA polymerase II. The record is from RefSeq and is a predicted model, not a curated record. The transcript is spliced from 9 exons. NCBI's taxonomy places the organism in Eukaryota, Metazoa, Chordata, Actinopteri, Cyprinodontiformes, Rivulidae.